AUGGUGCCCAAGGCGGACAGCGGCACCUUCCUCCUCCUCUUCCUCCUGGUGCUGAGCAUCACCGAGCCGCUGCGGCCAGAGCUCCGCUGCACCCCAGGGCAGUUUGCGUGUCGGAGUGGAACCAUUCAGUGCAUCCCUUCCAAUUGGCAGUGUGAUGGAUGGCCCACCUGCGAGGACGAGAGCGAUGAAGUUGACUGUCCAGGCUUGACAGGGGACCAGCGAACUUCCCAUGGGAAGGAGAAUGUGGACUCGAGGCACGGUCGAGGCAGAGGAGGAGAGACCACCCGCUUCCACACCGUCAACGUGGCACAGCCCGUCCGCUUUAGCAGUUUCCUAGGAAAGUGCCCAACAGGAUGGCACCACUAUGAGGGCACAGCCAGCUGUUACAGGGUGUAUUUAAAUGGGGAGAACUACUGGGAUGCUGUACAGACAUGUCAGCGGGUGAACGGAUCCCUCGCCACCUUCACUGCCGACCAGGAGCUGAGGUUCAUCCUGGCACAGGAGUGGGACUUGGAAGAAAAAGCAUUUGUAAGGAAGGACCAGCGUAGGUUCUGGGUGGGAUAUCAGUAUGUGAUCACCAAUCGAAAUCACUCUCUGGAAGGUCACUGGGAAGUAGCUUAUAAAGGCUCUUCAGAAGUGUUUUUACCCCCUGACCCUAUCUUUGGGACGGCUAUGUCUGAAAAGGAAAAUGUUCUUUGUGCCCAGCUCCAGUGUUUCCAUUUUCCUACCCUCCGGCACCACGGUUUACACAGCUGGUAUGCUGAAAACUGCUAUGAGAAAUCUUCAUUCCUCUGCAAAAGGAGCCAGACUUGCGUUGAUAUCAAAGACAACAUUGUUGAUGAAGGCUACUAUUUCACCCCCAAAGGGAAUGAUCCCUGUUUGAGCUGCACAUGUCACAAUGGUGAACCUGAGAUGUGUGUGGCUGCUCUGUGUGAGCGGCCCCAGGGCUGUCAGCAGUACCGCAAGGACCCCAAGGAGUGCUGCAAAUUUACCUGUUUAGACCCAGAUGGCAACAGCCUGUUUGACUCAAUGGCCAGUGGAAUGCGCCUGAUCGUGAGCUGCAUCUCCUCCUUCCUCAUCCUCUCUCUGCUGCUCUUCAUGGUCCACAGGCUGCGCCAGAGGCGGAGGGAGCGCAUAGAGUCUUUGAUUGGAGCAAAUUUGCACCAUUUCAACUUGGGCCGCAGGAUGCCUGGUUUUGAUUAUGGUCCCGAUGGUUUUGGAACUGGCCUUACUCCACUGCAUCUUUCAGACGAUGGGGAAGGUGGAGCAUUUCAUUUUCACGAUCCCCCUCCUCCCUAUACUGCUUACAAGUACCCAGAUAUUCAACAUCCUGAUGACCCACCUCCUCCUUAUGAGGCUUCUGUCAAUCCAGACAGCAUCCUUUGUUCCACUCCAGAUGGAGUGCUUUCUCAGGCUGUGCAAAGCAGUCCUCCAUCACUAGGAAACUGUGAUGUAUCCCCACAGCUUACAGAGGGAUCCCUUCCUCCCUCAGUUGGUCCUUCUCCAGUGGAGCUGGAAGAUUCUGCUGACAGCAGCACCUUUCUUGUCCCUCCUGACACACCCAUAAAUGAAAACACCCCAGCAGAAACUUUGACAGGCAGUCGCCACAGCCACUGUUCCCUCAACACCAUUGUAUAAAGGAGAGAAACGCCCAGCACUGCUCAGAGUUUUAGCAACUGUUUGCACAGACAAACACUAAUCCUUGGCUUGAACUUCAGAAGGAAUCUCCACUUUGUUUUUCAAGCACUGCUUUUAUGUUCUAGGUUAGGAUCGUGCCUCUUGUUUUUUGGCUGUCCUUAUUCAUUCACUAAUCAGUUUGUCCUGUAAAUAUGGAUUGUACAACUGCUCUUUUGUCCCAUUCUCUGUGGAAAGGAGAGCAGAGAAUUCCUUUGACUUCUGAGGAGGUGAGAAGUAUGGGUAGUUUGGGUUGUUUUGUUGUUUUUUUUUUCCUUAACCUGAGAGGAAUCAAAAUCUACAUCAGAAAAAAGCUGCUUGGAUUUGGCUGGAUACAACUGGACCCAGGAAACACAAUGGAAAAGAAGGGUGGGGGCAAUCUCUGUUCAUGCAGAGAAGAUGGAGCUGCAGGGGAGGGGCUUGGGGCCUUUUUUAUGGAGUGGAACACAUGCCAUCAAGAGUUACACGGUGUAAAGCACUUGGGGUUUUGGUCUGCCUCGAUCAGAACACCAGAGGAACUGCAGAAGGAAUGGUCUGUGCAAUGUGUGACCAGUGGGUACUGAGAAAACCAGGAUUUGCAAUUACAGCGCUCUGUUGUCAGUACCUGCAAAACCUCUGUUGGUUAAACUUCUGGCCCAUGAAGAAAACUGGGUGUGUGUGAUGUCCCUUUGGUAGAACCCUCACUUGUGUUAGGAAGUAUUUUAGGGAAGAGAUGAGAGCAAUUAACUUUGAUGCAGCCUGAGUUCACUGUAUGAAGCCCCUGUUUGUUCUAAUCCCAUAAGGAAGAUUGAGGUAUUUUCUUUCUGGUUUAACUUCUUUACAGUGAAUGGUUGCACAAAACUGGCCUGGAUAAAAGACCACUCUUCUUGCUUUUUUUAUUGCAUGCUAUAUUUAGCAUGUGUGUUCCCUCCCCUUCAUUUCACUUCUUUGCAGUUCUACAAAUACCACUUAAAAAUGGUGAUCAACAUGUGCUAUGGGUGAUGUUUAAUUCUAAUUGGACACUUGUUCCUUAUCUCAGUCCCAUGAAUAGCCAACCCUGUUCUAGAGAUUUCCCCUGUGCCCCCCAAACCGUUUAUCCAGGUCCCAUGAGGGGUUAUAAUGAGGUUAGUGUACUUAAAUCAAUAAAGCAGUUUGCUUUUGUCUGA
This is a messenger RNA of Cinclus cinclus, 2819 nucleotides long. It is a transcript of the gene DGCR2, whose product is annotated as DiGeorge syndrome critical region gene 2. The record is from RefSeq and is a predicted model, not a curated record. NCBI's taxonomy places the organism in Eukaryota, Metazoa, Chordata, Aves, Passeriformes, Cinclidae. Gene Ontology annotation, molecular function: protein binding. Gene Ontology annotation, cellular component: membrane. The coding region runs from base 1 to 1638 and encodes 545 amino acids. The transcript is spliced from 10 exons.